This is a messenger RNA of Cryphonectria parasitica EP155, 2253 nucleotides long. RefSeq names its product eukaryotic translation initiation factor 3. Gene Ontology annotation, biological process: translational initiation. The record is from RefSeq and is a predicted model, not a curated record. Gene Ontology annotation, cellular component: eukaryotic translation initiation factor 3 complex. The transcript is spliced from 3 exons. Gene Ontology annotation, molecular function: translation initiation factor activity; translation initiation factor binding; RNA binding. Lineage: Eukaryota; Fungi; Ascomycota; Sordariomycetes; Diaporthales; Cryphonectriaceae. Bases 1 to 2253 code for a protein of 750 amino acids.
AUGGCUCCGCCUACAGCGACCUUCGACCACCUUCGCGAGGCCGACCUUGACGACGAUGAAUUUGAUGACGAGGAGGUAGACGUCUCCGACCUGCGCGAGAAGUACGAGGUUGCCCUUGACCAGGGCUAUGAUCACUUCGUUGUCGUCGACGGCCUGCCUGAGGUCACUGAGGAGCAGAAGCCGAAGCUCGUCAAGUUCCUUCAAAAGAAGCUGAACUCGGUCGGCAAGACACGCGAGGACCAGAUCUACAUGCCUAUCGGUGAUGAUGGAAAGUCUCUGAGGUUCGCUUUCGUCGAGUAUUCUUCAGCUGCUGAGGCUGGCGCUGCUGUGCGCCAGCUGGACAUGGUUCCCCUCGACAAGAAGCACACCCUGCGCGUCAACAAACUGACCGAUGUCGAGCGAUACGGCCGUGAGGGCAGGAUUGACGAGGAAUACCAGCCUCCCAACAUCGAGCCUUUCGAGGAGAAGGAGCAUCUGCGCUCCUUCUUGGCUGAUCCCGCCGACCGCGGCCGCGAUCAGUUCGUCAUGCACCGGGGCGAUACCGUUGGCGUUUUCUGGAACAACGACAAGGACGUCCCUGAGAACAUCGUUGACCGUCAGUUCUGGACUGAGACCUUUGUGCAGUGGUCCCCGCUCGGCACCUAUCUCAUCAGCGUUCACGCACAGGGAGUCCAGCUGUGGGCUGGUGCUAGUUGGUCCAGGCACCGCAGAUUUGGUCACCCGUUUGUCAACCUGGUUGCCUUUUCGCCCAACGAGAACUACCUGGUCACCUGGUCCAACCGUCCCAUCGCCAUUGGCGAUGACGCGCACCCGCAGCUGACCCGCGACGAUGACGGCAAGAACUACGUCGUCUGGGAUAUCGCCACUGGCAAGCCUCUGCGGUCCUUUGCUAAUCUCGACGCACCUGCUGGCCCCGAGGGUGGCCCUGUCAAGCCUCCCAGACAGCCCUGGCCCGCGUUCAAAUGGUCAGCGGAUGACAAGUACGUUGCCCGUAUGACUCAGGGUCAGUCAAUCUCCGUCUACACCCUGCCGAGUAUGGGACUGUUGGACAAGACCACCAUCAAGAUCGAGGGUGUGAUGGACUUUGACUGGGCCCCCACCACCCCAAAGCGCGACGGUGUCAAGAACUACGAGCAGCUGUUCUGCUACUGGACCCCCGAGAUUGGCAGCAACCCUGCCAAGGUUGGCCUGAUGAGCAUCCCUUCGAAAGAGGUCAUUCGGUCCCUUAAUCUGUUCAGCGUCUCUGACGCCAAGCUUCACUGGCAGUCCGAUGGUGCCUAUAUCUGCGUCAAGGUUGAUAGGCACUCUAAGUCUAAGAAGUCCCAGGCUACCACCCUGGAGAUCUUCCGCGUCAAGGAGAAGGGCGUGCCUGUCGAGGUUGUUGACACCAUCAAGGAUACCGUGAUCAACUUUGCCUGGGAGCCCAAGGGAGACCGGUUUGUUAUCAUCACGGCCCCUGAGCCACCAGGGGCCACGGCCGUUGCUCCCAAGACCAACGUCGCCUUCUUCUGCCCAGAGAAGGCCAAGGGCAACGCCAUCGGCAAUUUCAGGCAUCUGCGGACCCUGGAGAAGAAGAACAGCAAUGCUAUCUACUGGUCGCCACGAGGACGAUUCGUGGUCGUGGCAACUGUGCACAACCAGCAGAGCUCCGAGCUCGAGUUCUACGACCUGGACUUUGAGGGCGAGAAGCCUGAGGCUGAGAAGGACCUGACGGCCAACCUGCAGCUCAUGAACAUUGCGGAUCACUACGGUGUCACAGAUGUGGAAUGGGAUCCUUCGGGGCGGUAUGUCGCGUCUUGGGCGUCUGCAUGGAAACACUCUAUGGAGAAUGGAUACCACAUCUAUGAUUUCAGGGGCGAGUUGCUGCGUGAGGACCACCUGGAGAAGUUUAAGCAAUGGUCAUGGCGGCCCCGACCGGCAACACUUCUCACCAAGGAGGAGCAAAAGCAGAUCCGCAAGAACCUGCGCGAAUACUCCCGUGUGUUUGAGGAGGAGGAUGCUCAGCGCAUCACCGGCGCAAACCAGGAGGUGAUCGAGCGGAGACGGGAGAAGCUGCGGGAGUGGCUCGAGUUCCGCGAGUCGGUGGAGGCGGAGGCGGCGGAGGAGCGCGAGGCGCUGGGCCUGCCCGCGGACCCGGCGGAGGAGCUGCGCAGGGCCAAGAUGGAGGAGCUGGCGCCGGGCGAGGAGGAACAGGUGAUCGAGGAGAUUGUGGAAGAGGUAAUCGAGGAGAGCGAGGAGGUUGUCAGCACCUAG